AUGGCAGCACACAAUGGGGAUCUUACAGUAAGACCCACUUGCAAGCCUGGCUUUUCGGAAGAAGAUUACACCGCCUCGGUUUCCCCGAACAUCGCGGAAGGGCAGAAGUUACUCAAAGUAAAAUUUAAUGGCUGUGCUGGGAACAAGGGAGUUCGGUAUGAAACCAACAACUUGGACUUCAAGGUGAGGACAGAUGGGACUGUCUAUGCUGCCCAUCCGGUGCACACCCCUUUGAAGCAGACAAUGUUUGUGGUGACUGCAUGGGACCACCAAACCCUGGAGAGAUGGGAAACAAUGGUCAGACUGUUGGUGGGAGAGAAGUUGCAACACAGUGGUCACAAGCAAAAAGGAAAGAAGAACGCAUCUGCUGACCUUAUACAGCAACAGAGUGACACUUUGCUGCCAUGGCGCCAGCACCAAAAUUCGAACGGGCUGAGACGGCAAAAGAGAGACUGGGUCAUUCCACCAAUCAAUGUACCGGAAAACUCGAGAGGUCCUUUUCCACAACAGUUGGUUCGGAUUCGUUCUGAUAAGGACAGUGAGAUCCACAUCAGAUACAGCAUCACUGGAGUAGGAGCCGACCAGCCUCCUAUGGAAGUCUUCAGCAUUGAUCCCGUAUCUGGCAGGAUGUACGUCACCCGUCCAAUGGACAGAGAAGAAAGGGCUUCCUACCAUCUCAGGGCUCAUGCAGUCGAUAUGAAUGGAAACAAGGUGGAGAACCCCAUUGACCUCUACAUCUAUGUGAUUGAUAUGAAUGACAACAGACCUGAGUUUAUAAACCAAGUCUAUAAUGGAUCUGUUGAUGAAGGAUCUAAACCAGGUACCUAUGUGAUGACAGUGACUGCAAAUGAUGCAGAUGAUAGUACUACAGCCAAUGGGAUGGUGAGAUACCGAAUUGUAACUCAGACCCCACAGAGUCCAUCGCAGAAUAUGUUUACCAUUAACAGUGAAACGGGAGACAUUGUCACAGUGGCUGCUGGACUGGACAGAGAGAAAGUUCAGCAAUACAUAGUCAUCGUUCAGGCUACAGAUAUGGAAGGAAACCUUAACUAUGGUCUCUCAAACACAGCAACUGCAAUCAUUACGGUGACAGAUGUGAAUGACAAUCCACCAGAAUUCACUACCAGCACUUAUUCAGGGGAGGUGCCCGAAAACCGCGUGGAAGUUGUAGUCGCAAAUUUAACGGUGAUGGACCGGGACCAGCCCCACUCGCCCAACUGGAAUGCCGUGUACCGCAUCAUCAGCGGAGACCCCUCGGGCCACUUCACCAUUCGGACGGACCCCGUCACCAACGAAGGCAUGGUAACUGUGGUGAAGGCAGUGGAUUAUGAGAUGAACAGAGCUUUCAUGUUGACGGUGAUGGUGUCAAACCAAGCUCCGCUGGCAAGUGGAAUCCAGAUGUCCUUCCAGUCUACCGCGGGAGUCACCAUUUCAGUCACAGACGUCAAUGAGGCACCGUAUUUCCCAACCAACCAAAAGUUAAUCCGACUGGAGGAAGGGGUGCCCACGGGGACGGUGCUGACGACGUUUUCAGCUGUGGAUCCCGACCGCUUCAUGCAGCAAGCAGUAAGAUACUCGAAGCUGUCAGAUCCUGCAAACUGGCUGAACAUUAAUGCCACAAACGGUCAGAUCACUACUGCUGCUGUCCUUGAUCGAGAGUCAGCCUACAUUAAGAAUAAUGUCUACGAGGCCACAUUCUUGGCGGCUGACAACGGUAUCCCCCCGGCGAGCGGCACUGGCACACUGCAGAUCUACCUAAUUGACAUCAAUGAUAAUGUCCCGGAGCUGCUGCCAAAGGAGGCGCAGAUCUGUGAAAAGCCCAACCUGAAUGUCAUCAACAUAACAGCCGCAGACGCUGACAUCGAUCCAAACGUGGGGCCCUUCGUCUUCGAGCUGCCAAGCAUGCCAUCUGCAGUGAGGAAGAACUGGACCAUCACCCGGCUAAAUGGUGACUAUGCCCAGCUCAGUUUGCGAAUAAUGUACCUGGAGGCCGGUGUGUACGACGUCCCAAUCACCGUGACGGAUUCGGGGAACCCUCCCUUGUACAAGACGUCUAUCAUUAAAGUGAAAGUAUGUCCGUGUGAUGAGAAUGGAGACUGCACAACCAUCGGGGCCGUUGCGGCCGCUGGCCUGGGCACAGGUGCCAUCAUUGCCAUCUUGAUAUGCAUCAUUAUUUUGCUGACCAUGGUUUUGCUGUUUGUGGUGUGGAUGAAGCGCAGGGAAAAGGAACGGCAUACGAAGCAGCUGCUGAUCGACCCCGAGGACGACGUCAGGGACAACAUUCUGAAAUACGACGAGGAAGGAGGCGGAGAGGAAGACCAGGAUUAUGAUUUAAGCCAACUUCAGCAGCCAGAGACCAUGGAUCACGUCUUGAACAAGGCAGCUGGAGUCAGACGGGUAGAUGAGAGACCUGUCGGUGCUGAACCCCAGUAUCCUAUAAGACCAGUAAUCCCCCAUCCUGGGGAUAUUGGUGACUUUAUUAACGAGGGCCUGAGAGCAGCUGAUAACGACCCCACUGCCCCACCCUACGAUUCUCUACUGGUCUUUGACUAUGAGGGCAGUGGUUCUACCGCGGGCUCCGUCAGCUCCCUCAACUCCUCCAGUUCUGGUGAUCAGGAUUAUGACUACCUUAACGACUGGGGGCCCAGGUUCAAGAAACUGGCAGACAUGUACGGGGGAGGAGAGGAAGAUUAAACUGACCUCAUAUUGUUGUUAAAAAAAAGAAGAAGAAAAAAAAUUUUUAAAAAAGAUGACGAUGGUAAAAAUAGAGACGACAAAGAAGCAAGAAGUGUACAGAAGUGGCAGCUUUUUUAAUUAAUAUCCCCUGCUGACUGUAUUAUUUUUAGUGGUGAUUUAGGAGGUUUCUUUUUUCUUUCUUUUUUUUUUUAAUUUUUUGGGGUUUUUUUGACAUUUUGCUGUCUAGCAUGAACACUGGUCUCUGCUGCAUUUUUUUUUGUUAAACGUCAGCUGGGAUAUCGCUCGUUUAUCCGCUUUAUGACUAAAGAGAGUGAAAGGCACUCUGUCUUAACUUGAAUUUCUUAGAACAGAAGCACUGUUUUUAAAAUAUAUAUAUAUAUAUAUUUGAAAGUGCCUUUUGGUACGUGUAUCAGAUUCCCUUCAAUCUCAGGAGUGAUCAGAACAAGCAUACAAAAAAAGAAAUGUUUCAACCAUCUUGGGCAACACUCUCUAUGACCCUAAGCCAGUUUUAGCUGGGAAGGAGUUAACAAAACAGAACUGUGGAGAUUGUUUCUUUUUGGCCUUUUUUUUUUUUAAAGUGGGUGACUCAUUUUGAGGGAGGGGGAAAACAAGAAGUUUUGAGUCAAAAAUCUUAACAGCCAUCUUUAAGCCUCAGCAGGUGGUGAAUUAGUCAUCAUGUUGUAUAUAAUUCAGUGUUAUCAGAUGCAAAAUAUUGACUGGGGUUCCUUCUGUAACCUGGUCACACUUGAUGUAGCUGCAUAGAACUAUAGCAUUGAUAAGCCUUUGGUUAUUGCAACAGAGAUCUCAAACAGACCUUGCAUAAACCCUACAGUUAAUCGUGAAAUGACCAAAGGCCCAUUUGUUUGUUUUUUGCUCUUGGCGUGUUUUUGGCUCCCACACCUUAUUGAGUAAUGUAAAUAAUGGCUGGGUUACAUGGUGCUGUCAUGCAUCCCGAAUGGUGCUUGUUAGUAUGAAGACCAAUGCUGUUUUCUUAACUCAACGUAAGGACAUAACAUAACUCAGGGGUGGGCAAAAUGUGGCCCGGGGGCCAGAUGCAGCCCCAAAGGCCAUUCUGUCUG
Messenger RNA from Gavialis gangeticus (Gharial), 3776 nucleotides. RefSeq names its product cadherin 4 (gene CDH4). Bases 1 to 2694 code for a protein of 897 amino acids. NCBI's taxonomy places the organism in Eukaryota, Metazoa, Chordata, Crocodylia, Gavialidae. Gene Ontology annotation, biological process: cell morphogenesis; multicellular organism development; adherens junction organization. The record is from RefSeq and is a predicted model, not a curated record. Gene Ontology annotation, molecular function: calcium ion binding; cadherin binding. The transcript is spliced from 16 exons. Gene Ontology annotation, cellular component: adherens junction; plasma membrane; catenin complex.